AUGGCUCCGACUCUGGAUACGAGUCGGCUCCUAGGCCUGCAACCAUCAGUUGCAUUGUUAUGCGCCACGUUGUUCCUGGUUGUGGGAUAUGCCGGGUACUCAGUCAUCUAUAACCUCUUCCUAUCACCUUUGAGCAGCGUCGCUGGUCCAAAGCUAUGGGCAAUCAGUGGCCUUCCCUACGCCGGGCUCUACACCAGCGGCCAAGGCCACAAGCGCAUGCAGAAGCUCCACGAGAAAUAUGGCGACGUUGUACGCGUAGCUCCCAACCACAUCGCCUUUCUAGACCCUAGAAUCUGGAAAGAAGCUUUGGGCCACCGCAAGGCCGGCGCUCUCGAGAACCUCAAGGACCCCAGUUUCUUCAGCCUGUCCGGGAACAGCAUCAUCGGCCCCGUCAACACGCAAGAGCACGGCCGCCAGAGACGCAUCCUCUCCCAUGCCUUCUCCGCCCAGAGCAUGGCCGAGCAGCAGCCUCUGAUCCGGGGCUACGUGGACCUGCUCAUGCAGCGGCUGAAGGAGAACUGCGAGGGCGGCGCCAGGGCGCUGGACAUGACCACCUUUUACAACUUUGCCACCUUUGACAUCAUCGGGGACCUGGCGUUCGGCGAGCCGUUUGGGUGCCUGAAUGAUAACACAUAUCACCCAUGGGUUGCGCUGAUCAUUGCGGGCAUCAAGCAGGCAGUGUAUCUGCUGCAGGUCCGCCGGAAUUUCCCCGCCGUGGAGCGAUUUAUUCGAAAGCAUCUCAUGCCGUACUUCAUGGCGAAGCGAUUGGCGCACGACGAGCUCACACGGGCCAAAGUCGCCAAGCGCAUGGCCAUGCAGGGUGAGAGGCCCGAUUUUAUGCAGGCAAUGCUGGCCAAGGACGCCGAAGGAGAAGACAAAUUGACCUUGGACCAAAUCAGGCUCAACGCAUCUCUCCUGAUUAUUGCAGGCUCCGAGACGACGGCCACCGCACUUUCUGGCGCCACGUAUUUCCUCGGCAGUCACCCUGACGUCCUCGCCCGGCUUGCAACAGAAGUGCGGUCGUCUUUCUCGUCAGAAGACGAGAUCACCCUGUUGAGCGUGCAGAAGCUCAAGUAUAUGCUGGCCGUCCUCGACGAGACCCUGCGGCUCUUUCCCCCAGUCCCAACCUCGUUUCCUCGGCGGGCACAUGAAGGGGGGGACGUCUUCUGCGGCACGUAUUUGCCUGAGAAUACUGUGAUUGAUAUUUGGCAAUUCGCAAUGUCACGAUCGCCAAAGAACUUCACCCUCCCAGAUUCGUUCAUCCCCGAGCGGUGGCUGGGGGAUGCGCGCUUUGCCAAUGACAAGAGGGAGGCAAGUCAGCCGUUCUCUCAUGGGCCUCGUAAUUGUGUUGGAAAGAACCUGGCCUAUGCUGAGAUGAGGUUGAUAAUGGCAAGGAUCAUCUGGAAUUUUGAUAUCGUGCUCGCUGAACCCAAUGUCGAUUGGAUCGACAUCAACGAGACGUACUCUCUUUGGGAGAAGAAGCCGCUCUAUGUUCACUUGAAACCAAGGCCGGCGUGAACUGCUAAGAUUGGUACUUGAUCAGAAAGUUUCGUGGCGAUUUGGGAUAAGCCGGUACACGGAUAUGACUACGGGAAAUUGCAUCGGGAAUGGUUCAAUUACAUGUUAUAAAUUGCAUGUAACAGUAGAGAUGGGUUAUGUUCCAGGAUGAUAUUGACACUGCACAAUCUGAACAUGAAUUGAGAG
Cryphonectria parasitica EP155 is the source of this 1704-nucleotide messenger RNA. RefSeq names its product trichothecene C-15 hydroxylase. Gene Ontology annotation, molecular function: monooxygenase activity; oxidoreductase activity, acting on paired donors, with incorporation or reduction of molecular oxygen; iron ion binding. Lineage: Eukaryota; Fungi; Ascomycota; Sordariomycetes; Diaporthales; Cryphonectriaceae. The record is from RefSeq and is a predicted model, not a curated record. The transcript has 5 exons. Bases 1 to 1518 code for a protein of 505 amino acids.